CGGCGGCCUGGCCUGGCCUGGCCCGGCCCGGCCCCGGGAGCCGGGCAUGGAGUUUUCCCAGAGGAAAAGGAGCAGGAAAUCGCGGAGCUUUAAACGCGUGAAUGAAGAUUAUCAGGAUGAUAAAAAUUCUGACAGCAGCAGUGAGAAUGUGGACAGAACGAAUGAGUCGCUGUUUGUCCUGGCUAAUGCGACUGAGGGACAGAAGAAGCAAGUGUCUGGAACGAGACAUUUAUUCAACCAGGUUAACACCAUGAAUGUCCAUCAGCCUCUGAUGUUCGACAGAGACCGGCUCAAGCAGGAACCCCAGGAUCAUGAGUUUACAUGGUCCCAACGCAGCACCAGCGAAUCCCCUCCCCAUCACGAUGAACCCCACUCGUCCCAGAACAUUCUAUGGAAGGAUAUCCAGGUUCAAACUCAGGCCAGUUAUUUUCUAGGAGAAUACAGUGGGGAAGAUUCCAGAACAUCUAAACCAUCCACAGAUCCAAACAGUGAAAGAAUCCAAGGCAUGUUGGACAACAAUGGGGAGAUGCCACAUAUGAACGAUAACUGUUGUAUGUGUAACUGUCAACCUAUGUUGCUAGCUAUACUACAGGAGCUUCAAGCCAUGCGAGAGCUGAUGCAAGUCCAGGCUGGUCCUCAGAGCGCUGUGCACGUUCCAUCACCCCACGUUAACACUUUACGUACAAGCUUACUACGGAAUAAAAUUAUUAAAAAAAGAUUGAUCCACAGGAUCAGGCCACCCGCUCAGCCAAGCCAGAAAUGUCACCAGCAGAAUAUUGCCUUGCCCCAGCCCGAGGAGAACCACUCUUUACCAACCCCGAGAUUGACUGCUGAAACCAACCCAAGAGAGGCCCCACGGAAUCGGGUGCAAGAUUGUAUAUCUGAAAUGGAUGAUCUCCGAAAAAGUGAUCUCUUUGAGCCGGAAAUGCGUCUUGCGGAAGGUUAUGACGUGUUCAUCCCCAAGUCUCAGCUGGAGUCCAUAUUACUGAAUUAUUCCCGUUCGGGAAGUCUGCUGUUUCGGAAACUGGUCUCCGCUUUUUUUGACGACCGGACGCUGGCGAACUCGCUCCCAAAUGGGAAAAGAAAACGAGGAGCCAACGACAACAGGAAAGGUCUUGAUCAGAACAUUGUGGGAGCAAUAAAAGUCUUUACAGAAAAAUAUUGCACAUUAAAUCAGAUUGAUAGACUUCCUGGACCGAAGGAUUGGAUACAGAUCCUCCAAGAUCAAAUUAAACUGGCAAGAAAGCGGUUAAAACGAGGUUCUGUCCUGGAUGCAUUUGAAUCCAAUGGGAAAACAGGCAACAGUCUUAUUUUGAAUCCAGGAGGAAACACUACCGCAGUAAACUUGGGUGACAUGUGGGCUGUAUCGCAAGCUGCUUGUACAGUUCAAAUCUAAUGCUCAUACUGCCUUCAGCUUUUAUUAAAAAAAAUGGCGGCGGCAAUAACAACAACAAAAUUAAUUUG
Molecule: messenger RNA, 1464 nt
Organism: Callorhinchus milii (elephant shark)
Lineage: Eukaryota; Metazoa; Chordata; Chondrichthyes; Chimaeriformes; Callorhinchidae
Gene: bend7
Product: BEN domain containing 7
Exons: 9
Coding region: 47-1396 (449 amino acids)
Molecular function (GO): DNA binding
Source: RefSeq, a predicted model, not a curated record